AUGGGUGGACAACCUGAUCUCACAAUAGUAACUCCAAGUAACGGCUUUAACGGAUUCGUAAUAGAACUUAAGACCCCAAAGGGUACAGGUGAAGUCAAGGACAACCAGGUGUCAUGGUUAGAGGCACUAAACAAAAAUGGAUACCGGACACUAAUAUCUAACGAUUACACAAAGAUAGUGUUAGAUAUAGAGGAGUAUUUCAGGGUCGACAAAACAAAGAAACUCCUAAAGGAAAUAAAGAAUCUUACGAUAAAGUGUAAGACUUUAGAGUCUAGUAAGUGCAAGGAAGUUGUAAUUAGACAAAUUGGUUACAAAGUAGGUAAGUACUAGAGUGCAAAUGGGAAGUGAAGGAAUGAAACUUAAGAAAUGCUCGGCAAAUACUGUCGGGCAUUUUCUAAGCAAUCCCAUUAUACUGCCAAGUAGAUUUGAGACAUCUUGCAAGUAAAUUCAAGUUAUUCUCACCAGUUAUCUCACCAGUAGAUUUAAGUUAUCUUACCAGUAGAUUUGAGUUAUCUUGCAAGUAAAUUCAAGGUAUCUUACAAGUAGAAUUAAAGGUAUCUCAUAAGAUGAAACCAAGUUAAACCUAAGGUAUCUUACAAGUAGAAUGGAAGAUAAACCUGAGCAAAUUCAAGUACCAGUAACGAGUGAAAAGAAGAAGGACCCAAAAAGAGUAGCUGCAGGGAAACGACUAGCGGCAAUCAGUAAAAUAGCAAAGGAGAGGAAAAAGAAACUGGCUGAACCUAGGGAGUCACCUAACAAUGACAGCAUGAUUACCUACAUAGGAGUGGCCAUUGCAUUGAUAUCUCUUGUGCUAGCAUAUAAAACACAACAGAGGGAAACAAAGGAACCAGAAUCUGAGUUCAUCCCUAAAACUGUAGAAGUAACUAAGAGACCUGAUGAAUCUAAGUUAGAUUCACUUGAAUGA
Molecule: messenger RNA, 925 nt
Organism: Paramuricea clavata
Lineage: Eukaryota; Metazoa; Cnidaria; Anthozoa; Malacalcyonacea; Plexauridae
Source: the annotation of a GenBank genome assembly